Messenger RNA from Entelurus aequoreus (snake pipefish), 4643 nucleotides. RefSeq names its product transmembrane 4 L six family member 18 (gene tm4sf1). The record is from RefSeq and is a predicted model, not a curated record. The transcript is spliced from 4 exons. Lineage: Eukaryota; Metazoa; Chordata; Actinopteri; Syngnathiformes; Syngnathidae. Bases 207 to 797 code for a protein of 196 amino acids. Gene Ontology annotation, cellular component: membrane.
CCUUGUUGUAGUAGAAGUGCUUCUAGAAGGAAGGAUAGUCUAUCCAAUACACAGACUCCCACCACUUGCUGGCUUCCUGCCUCCCCAGCCAGCUGCUCAGACCCAUCCUUCCCCUCCUGCACUUCUUUGCAGUUUGCCUCACUUCAAUCUCCUUUUCCCGUUGCAGUGCAUUUUUUUUCUCUCCCCUUGUCUUUUCGGGCUGAGCGAUGUGUUGUUCGGUGGGUUUUGCCAGAUCUCUGGGCCUGGCUUUGCUGCCUCUGGCCCUCUGCUGUGUGGUGGCCAACUUGCUGCUCUUGUUUCCAAUGGGAGAAUUGACGUACAUCCAGCAGGGCCGUCUGGCUAGCUACAUCUGGUACUUUGGUGGACUGGGUGGUGGAGGACUGCUGAUGCUCAUUCCGGCAGUAACCUUCAUCACGCUGGGAAAAUGCAGUUGUUGCUGGAAUGAGAGCUUGAUGAUGUGUGGGUCGGUGUUGGCUGCUGUGGUCGGCCUGGCAGGGUCCGGCUACUGCUUCGUGGUUUCCGGCUUCGCCUUGACGCAGGGUCCGCAGUGUUUCACCUCUCUCGGGUGGUCGUACCCCUUCGCAGAUCAGGGGGGCAGGUAUCUGCUGCAGCCAGAGAUGUGGUCUCUCUGCCUCCAGCCCGUCCGCAUCGUGGAGUGGAACGUGACUCUGCUGUGCGUGCUCUUGGGCCUGGCGGUGUUGGAGUUCGUCCUCUGCCUCCUUCAGCUCGGCAGCGGCGUGGUGAACGCCGUCUGUCGGCCUUGCUGCUACAAGCAGGAGUACAGUUUGAACGCUUAGGCAAAUUCUACACUAAGCCGGGUAAAUCCCACCUCACCUUAUCCUUGUCGUUUAAGACCCCCUCCCCGUCCCGCUCCCCCUCCGUCAGCCGGCGCAACGCGACCUAGUACGCAUGCGCGGGAAAAUGCGCACCUCAUAGUCACCUCCAGUGUUGCUUUGUGUGCAAGUUCUGAAAUGUAACUUAUCUGAACAAUAUCCAGUCUUAAAGUUAAGUUAAAGUACCAAUGAUUGUCUCACACACACUAGGUGUGGUGAAAUUUGACAUAACACUCAUUAACACGCAUUAAUUCAGCAAAACAGCGGCGCAUGGACUUCAUUUAUAAGUAAAGGUAAGACCAUAAUAACGUUUUUUUUAUUAAAUGUGCUUUUUUGUGUGCUACAGUUUGUAAGUGUAAAGUUAAAGUUAAGUUAAAGUACCAAUGAUUGUCACACACACACUAGGUGUGGUGAAAUAUGACAUAACACUCCCGUCAGGGGGUGCAUUCUACGGCGGGGGUGCAUUAAUCCAGCACAACAGCGGCGCAUGGACUUCAUUUAUAAGUAAAGGUAAGACCAUAAUAACGUUUUUUUUAAUUAAAUGUGCUUUUUUGUGUGCUACAGUUUGUAUGUGUAAAGUUAAAGUUAAGUUAAAGUACCAGUGAUUGUCACACACACACUAGGUGUGGUGAAAUUUGUCCUCUGCAUUUGACCCAUCACCCUUGUUCACCCCCUGGGAGGUGAGGGGAGCAGUGGGCAGCAGCGGUGGCCGCGCCUGGGAAUAAUUUUUGGUGAUUUAACCCCCAAUUCCAACCCUUGAGUGCCAAGCAGGGAGGUAAUGGCUCCCAUUUGUAUAGUCUUUGGUAUGACUCGGCCGGGGUUUAAACUCGCAACCUACCGAUCUCGGGGCGGACUGUCUAACCACUAGGCCACCAUCCAUCCAUCCAUCUGGGUCGCGGGGGCAGCAGCCUAAGCAGAGAAGCCCAGACUUUCCUCUCCCCAGCCACUUAGUCCAGCUCCUCCCGGGGGAUCUUGAGGCGUUCCCAGGCCAGCCGGGAGACAUAGUCUUCCCAACGUGUCCUGGGUCUUCCUACCGGUUGGACGUGCCCUAAACACCUCCCUAGGGUGACAUCCUGACCAGAUCCCCGAACCACCUCAUCUGGCUCCUCUCCAUGUGGAGGAGCAGCGGCUUUAAUUUGAGCUCCUCCCGGAUGACAGAGCUUCUCACCCUAUCUCUAAGGGAGAGACCCGCCACCCGGCGGAGGAAACUCAUUUGGGCCGCUUGUACCCGUGAUCUUGUCCUUUCGGUCAUAACCCAAAGCUCAUGACCAUAGGUGAGGAUGGGAACGUAGAUCUAGCGGUAAAUUGAGAGCUUUGCCUUCCGGCUCAGCUCCUUCUUCACCACAACGGAUCGAUACAGCGUCCGCAUUACUGAAGAGGUCGCACCGAUCCGCCUGUCGAUCUCACCAUCCACUCUUCCCUCACUCGUGAACAAGACUCCCAGGUACUUGAACUCCUCCACUUGGGGCAGGAUCUCCUCCCCAACUUGGAGAUGGCACUCCACCCUUUUCCGGGCUAGAACCAUGGACUCGGACUUGCUUCACACUCAGCUGUGAACCGAUCCAGUGAGAGCUGAAGAUCCUGGCCAGUUGAAGCCAUCAGGACCACAUCAUCUGUGGUAUUUCAAUGAACUGGAAUCCAGUGCGCCUUGGGGCCCUAUGGUAGUGAAUCACACCUGAGACAUCAUCAAUUAAUCACCUCUUUAUUAGACACGUAAACAAUGUGAGAAAGAACAUUUUACAACAAUCAAUCUCGGGAUCUAGAUAUCUGGUCAGGACACUCCUCACUCUUUUGCCUUCACCUUCAUUGUCCAUUCCUUUUUGGUGACUUUAUAUACUCUGGACCUAGACGUUGAGUCCGCGACAUACAUGGCGGACAAUAACUGAUACAGUCUGCUUUGCCAGUCCAAAAGCAUUCGCCGUCUUCCAUAGUCUUCCCUCGACGGCCAGGUAAUACAAAGCACACGCUUACCUUUUUUUUUUUUUAUCACAUCCACGGGAGCCCGCAUUCUCGUUGUCUCUCCUUCGACAAAUGGACGAGGUUUUUCGGUAAGUAGAAUCCCAGCUGACCUGGACAUUGGAAAGCUGUCUUGCCGUCUGAGAAGUGUUGUAUCCCAAAUAGCUGCAAUGGCUUUCUCUUAAGGUAUUCAUGUGUGAUUUCCACAAGUGUCUGUACAUGUAGAACAGGGGUGUCCAAACUUUUUCCACUGAGGGCCGCACACUGAAAUAUCAAAGCAGGCGGGGGCCAUUUUGAUAUUUUUUAUUUUAAAAACCAAUACAAUAAAUGUAUAAAAAAAAUAUACAUUUAGGCCUCCACUCAGGCUUGAACCCAAAGAGUUUUGCUCAAAAAAAAUAUAAAAAAUGUGUCAUUAUUUAGUAUUAUUAUUAUCAUUAUUAUUCACAGUUUAAAUCUGUAGAUCAACAUUAGGUGUAUCUGUCCAAAAAACGUUUUUAAACAUUUAAGUUGUAUGCCCUUUUCGUCAAAGAAAAACCCAGGUUUUUUUAUGGAAAAAAAACCUACUAAAUAUGCAAUAUUUUCCCCCAAUUAAAUUUUAAAGUAGAAUAUUUGAGAUUAUAAAAUAAUUGGAGCCUUAAAAAGGUCAAUAACUCAUAACAACAUUGUCAUUUUUUGAGCGAUGACACACGCAAACAAAAAAAUCCCUAAAAUGAUUGGGGAUCCAAAAGAGUCCUCCUACUCAUUAAAGUGUUCAAAAAUAAAUUAUACUUUUUUUUUUUUUUUUACUGAUUACUUUUAGCACAAUAAUGUCGAGAUCAGCUUCGGAUCCGUCCGUCAAUUCUAAGUUUUAUUGUUGUUGAUGUUUUUUGUUUGUUUGUUUUAAAAAACAACAGCUCAGUUUUUUAUGUGGCAAACACAAAAUAUGCAACAUUUUCCCCAAAGAAUAUCUCAAAGUGGAAUAUUUCAUGUGACGUAAUUGGAGCCUUGAAUAGGUCAAUAAUUCAUAAUGACGUUGAUUUUGAUUAAAUAUUAUUUUUUAAAGAAAGAAACAGCCCGCAUGGCAGCUUUGUGUUAUUAGAGUAAACAUUGCAACAUGUUCUUGUUACAUUUCACCUGUUUGCUCUUUCAUACCACCUUUGUUUGGGGUUUUUUUAUCGUAUUUUUAGAAUGUGUCGUGGGGCCGUUAAAAAAAGACCUGCGGGCCGCACUUUGGACACCCCUGAUGUAGAAGAAGGAGAAACACGGCCAUGUCUGGAUGACUCGACUCCAUAUUUCCAGUGGUUAGCUCCGAGUUACGAAACGGCUUUAUUAUGAAGCUGGCUGUGGCGCGUUCUUUCUGACGUCACUUCCUGUCAGAACUCAGUUUGUAAACGAUCAAUGAGUCCAUACAAAGCGAAGAGAUUUAAGAAAUACACGGCGCGCUUACCCGUGUAAACAACUUGUCCGAGGAGGGGGACUUUAAACGCUGGUUUAGUGUGGCUGAAACGGGGGUUAGGCUAAAUAAUUACUCCUUUUAAGGGGUUACCCGGCUUAGUGUGGACAUAGCCUCAGGUGACUAGGUGGAUUACACACAGCACAACAACACAAACAUCCAAGUACACAAAAAGCUCACAAGUGUCUACUGCUCACCUGACAAUACACACCUGCGUCAUUUACACAGUUUGUACAUUUUACAUUUUGCAGCAUGAAUCAAUUAAAAAAUGGUGAAACACGACAACAAUGAAGAUGCACUGAGUUGGUUUAGACCAGAGCUGGGCAAAUUAAGACCCGGGGGCCACAAGCGGCCCGUUAAGCUUUUCAAUCUGGCUCGCCGGACAUUCCCAAAUAUUUUUUUUAGAUCUUUAAGAUAGAAAG